AUGGUUGAAAAGUGCCUUUUUUGCGUUGACUUGAGACCGGCAACUCUGACAUUGGCCGUUCUGGGCAUGGUAUCCAACUUCCUGGCUGCCAUUGCUAGACCGGGUGCCGACGAAGGACUCGGGGUUUCCAUUUUCUUGACUGUUUUCUAUCUGCUUGCUGCAUUAUUAUGCUUUUGUGGCUUUUAUGGCGUUCAGAAGGGUAAAUUCAAACUUGUCAAAGCCUUUGCCAUAUUGUACUGGGCUUACGCCGUCACGCUUCUUCUGUCGAUCGUACUCCAAACUACUUUACUUUCUUUGACUGUCUCUGACGAUUGCUCAAAAGUGGAUGACUGUUCAGAAGAAAUUCGUUUGGUUAUUGCGUUCGUUAUAACUGCUACAUUUUGGUGGCUGCUUCAGUUUCAUUUCUGUUUGGUUGUGUGGAGCUAUUACAAGCGAAUGGCUUCUCAACAAGAAUACCAAGAAAUUCUCGAUUCUGCAUGA
Molecule: messenger RNA, 480 nt
Organism: Paraglomus brasilianum
Lineage: Eukaryota; Fungi; Glomeromycota; Glomeromycetes; Paraglomerales; Paraglomeraceae
Source: the annotation of a GenBank genome assembly